This is a messenger RNA of Owenia fusiformis, 2554 nucleotides long. Lineage: Eukaryota; Metazoa; Annelida; Polychaeta; Sabellida; Oweniidae. The record is from the annotation of a GenBank genome assembly.
GACAUUGUUGCUGCUGUAAACAUAAAUUUUAGGAAUUUUAAAAUGCCAGUGAGAAAGUUUGGUACGAUACACGAAGCAGUCCGACAUGGCGAUGUUGAAGAAAUGGAAGGAAUGGUAAAAGAUGGUGCAAGUAUCAAUGAAAUAGAUGAUGGUCAUAAAUUUACACCAUUACAUUGGGCUUGUCAAGUUGGUGCAAUAGAGUGUUUACACUGGUUGCUAUGGCAUGGUGCAGACAGUACAGUGGCGACUCCUAGGGGCUGGACCCCCGCACAUAUAGCUGCCAUAAGAGGUCAGGAUGCGUGCAUGCAGGCUUUAGGUAACAAUGGUUCCAAUCUCUCAGCUCAGGAUGCCAGGGGAAGCACCCCAGCCCAUCUAGCAGCUGCUCAUGGCAACUCAUUUACACUACAUACAAUACUGAGAGCAGGCACUGAGGUGAACUCUACAGACAGGAAUGGUUGGAACCCUGCCCAUAGUGCUUGUUACCAUGGUAGACUGGGGUGUUUACAGCUGCUGAUGAGGUGGGGGGCUAAUGUAGAGGAUGUGGACAACAAUGGAAACACAGCAGCCCAUUUAGCUGCGAUGGAGGGCCACUUAGCAUGCCUCAAGUUUCUAGUUGCCCAGGGGCAGUCUCCAACUCAUGUCCUUGGGGCAAGAAAUGACCAGGGGGAAACCCCUAAAGUUCUAGCUCAACAGUUCUAUAAGGAGAAUGUUGUAGACUACAUCAGUGGCAUAGAAUGGGAGCGAGACCACCCUGAAGAUGAAGAAAAUCUUGCAUUCCCAGCACACGUUGCCUCAUACAAUGGUGACCUUGAACACCUGAGAAUGUUGGUGGAGAAUGGAGUUGUCAACAUCAAUGAGAGAGAUGAUAAGGGAGCUACACCUAUGCAUAAAGCUGCAGGUCAAGGUCACAUUCACAUCUUGCAAUGGAUGAUAGAACUUGGUGCUAACGCAGAUGUACGAAACCAAGCAGGAGAAACACCUAGAGAUGUUGCACAGAGGUUUGGACAACUGGCUGCCCUCAAACUUCUGGGUGGCGAUGAACAAGAGGAUGAUGCUGAAGAUGCCCCAAGCAAUAUACUCAAACGAUAUGAAUCAGACGAAGAAUAUCCAGGGGAAGAUGAAGUAGAAGAUGGGGUUUCUAGACCCCCACAUGGUAACACUGAAGGCGAUACAAUCACUAUGAGUACAAGACAAAAGAGGGAAGCUAGAGGUAGAGCAAAGAAGAAACUGGAUGAGCUUGAAAGAUUGAUUGAGAUUGCACGUAAGAAUUUCUCCCAACUUGGCGGGAAGAUGAAGGAAGAUCGGAAAAAGAUACAGGAAGAUCGGGAAAAUGUCAGGACUAUCAAUGAGCUGCAGGCACAAUUGGACUAUGAGCGUAUCAGACGUGAGAAACUAGAGGCACAGCUUGACGAAUACAGAAGGGAGAUAGCAUUCUUACACUCCAGAUUAGAGGCAGGAACUGAACCAAGCAUGCUAAGUGAUGAUGACUACAGCUAUAGACAGCCUAGUGCUACAAAGAAGAAGAAAUCCAGGAAAACAAAAGUGAAGAAGGAAGAAGGAGGUGUCUUUAUUAAGAGGAAUAUGGCACCAAGAAAAUCAAACUUCAAAAUACUAUAACUAAGAACAAUUAGAAAUCAGAAAUCAUCUCCAAUCAUUGAAGCAACCAAUGUGAAAAAUGAAGUAAAAUGCCUUAUGAGGUCACAUGACGACAUAUAUCCAAGACAGUCAUAGUUGGAUUAAUUUCUUAAUUUUUACAUUUCUUCCAACCUAAAAACAAUUACAAAAUCAGUCAUCGCCAAUCAGAUAUCCGGUAUUAAAAUCAAGUUGAGUACUAGUAUUGAAAGAUUAUGAUUUUGAAUAGUUUGACCACUCUUUGUCAAAUAUCAUGAAUAUGUAAAGUUUGAGAAACUGGAAGGGGAUGCAAUUAUACUGCAUGGCAGAGUGUAAAAUAUUUGGUAGAAGUUGGUAGGAUUGAAGACUUAAAAUAUAUGACAAGUCUUCAGAAUUGAUCAUGUGUAUGUAGUAAUAGUCUUGUACUUUUAGGCUAUUUGAAACUGCCAGUAUGGAAAUAUAUGGAUUUCCCAAUUUGCAGAUUUCUAGCUUGAUUCAGAAAUCAAUUAUUUUUUAUAGUAAUGAUAGCAAAUAAGUUAAUUGUCCAAUUUAGCAACAAUUCCUUGUAAUUCAAUUCCAGAAGUGACUAAGCGGAAACUGUUAAUUUCAACGGACUUGUUUAAGUCACUUGUACAGGGUGAACCAAAAAAUGCAAACCGGCCAUGCAUAUGCUACAGUGAUUAAACUUUGUCAACUUAAAGAACAUUGAACCAACUUUAAGUAUGUCAAAAAACGAUUUGUCAUCUCUAUCGGUUAAAAAGAUAUGCAUUGUAGGGUAAGUUGAAUUUCUUGGUACACCCUGUAUUUGUCAGAUUAAUUUUGUAUUAAGGGCUAGUGCACUCCAUAUGCAAAAACACCUAACUCUGGAUGAUGUAAAAAUAUUCAUGAUAUUUACAUUGAAACCUGUAAACUUGAAAAUCUCUAGAUGUGGAACACCUUUGUU